This is a messenger RNA of Suillus clintonianus, 561 nucleotides long. Its product is annotated as P-loop containing nucleoside triphosphate hydrolase protein. The transcript is spliced from 4 exons. Gene Ontology annotation, cellular component: plasma membrane. The coding region runs from base 1 to 537 and encodes 178 amino acids. Gene Ontology annotation, biological process: signal transduction. Gene Ontology annotation, molecular function: GDP binding; GTPase activity; GTP binding. The record is from RefSeq and is a predicted model, not a curated record. Lineage: Eukaryota; Fungi; Basidiomycota; Agaricomycetes; Boletales; Suillaceae.
AUGGAGAGCUGGAGUGUUGCUAUACUUGGUGAUGCCGGUGUUGGUAAAACAACUUUGGCUAUUCAAACUCCAUACGACCCGACAAUAGAAGUUUAUAGCAAGCAGUUCAUGGUAGAUAACAGGAUAUGCUUCGUCGAAGUUAUCGACACUUCUGGGUUUGACUUGGAGGAGUACCUUUCGGCCGCGCGGGAAAACCAGGGAUUUAUUCUGGUCUACUCCAUCGCAUCUCGGGUGACGUUUGAACGACUGGACAUUUUCAUAAAGUUGCUCAAAGCCAAGCUCAAAAAACCUACCUUCAUACUGGUCGCGAACAAAUCCGAUAAGAUCGAUCAGCGUGAAGUCUCACGCGAGGAGGGCAUUGCAUUCGCCAAGAUAUGUGGCUGUGAAUUCAUGGAGGCCUCAGCAAGCACAGCAUAUAAUGUUGAGUUCCUCUUCCAAAACCUAGUACGUGCCCUACGACAGGCGAGAGCCAUGACUCGGAGUGGAUCAAGGCGAAAACAGGACAAAAAGAAACCCGUUAAAUGUGUGGUUAUGUGAAGGAUAUGAUCAUUAUUAGCGACU